This is a messenger RNA of Lates calcarifer (barramundi perch), 1575 nucleotides long. RefSeq names its product Ly1 antibody reactive homolog (mouse) (gene lyar). The transcript has 8 exons. Gene Ontology annotation, biological process: negative regulation of transcription by RNA polymerase II; rRNA processing. Lineage: Eukaryota; Metazoa; Chordata; Actinopteri; Centropomidae. Gene Ontology annotation, cellular component: nucleolus. The coding region runs from base 385 to 1431 and encodes 348 amino acids. The record is from RefSeq and is a predicted model, not a curated record. Gene Ontology annotation, molecular function: DNA binding.
AUAAUGUAGCCACCGAGUGUCUGUGUGGUCACGUGUGUUUUGAAAAGUUUACACGAAUGGAAUUGAGCAGGAGCUGGUUUGCUUUCAAAUGCGAUUUUGAAGCAAAAAAGCUUGCCAUCGUGACUCGCCGCAUUCACACGUUUUAGUAAACCGCCAAACAGUCCCAGCACUUGGUUUAUUUCAGCACUCGCUAGCUCUGAAUAACGUUACCUGCCGUGCCGUGGCUAACGUUACCUCGUAUCGGCGCUUUGGACGUUUCGGGUGUCGCGUUCGCACGAGUAUUACAACGGUUUUAAAACGCUGGUGCCGUUAGUUACAGUUACACAUUCAGUUAGUAGACUAGUUUGCGUUUCGGUCAGCUAGGUGUAGAAGUGUCUUUCAAAAAUGGUGUUUUUUACCUGUAACGCGUGCGGUGAAUCCCUGAAAAAAGCUCAGGUUGAUAAACAUGUGACCAUGUGCCGGGGUUGCCAGGUUCUCUCCUGCAUCGACUGUGGCAAAGACUUCUGGGGUGAUGACUACAAGAACCACAACAAAUGUAUCAGUGAAGAUCAGAAGUAUGGAGGCAAAGGUUACGAGGCUAAGGCAAACAAAGGAGAUGUUAAACAGCAGCAGUGGAUUCAGAGAAUCCAAGAAGCCAUGAACAAACCAGGGGUUAGUGCUAAGCUAAAGGAUGUGCUUUUACAAGUUAGCACAUAUGACAAUGUCCCGAGAAAGAAGGCCAAAUUUCAGAACUGGAUGAGAAACAGUCUUAAAAUAGCCAACACUAGUCUUCAUGAUGAAGUCUGGAACAUCAUUUCUGCAACUGACAGUGCUCCAGAGGUCCCUCAGCAGACUACAAGAGAUGAACAGACAGUGGCUGAAGUCAAAGUGGACACCAAUGGAAAUGAAAAGCAGAAUGGCCAGGUGGAUGUUGAGAAGAAGAAGAAGCGGAACAAACAGGAGCGUAAAGAGGCCCGUCAGCAAAAGAACGGGAAAGCUCUGAAAAGUGCGGAAAAGAACGUCGCACAAGAGCCAGAGGAAGACCAUGCAGGCAAAAAGAAAAAGAAGGACAGAAAAAGAAAGCGCGGCUGUGAAGAGGAUGGAGAUGAAGAGCAGAAUGGGCACAGUGUGGAGGAUGAGACGUCCAUUAAGAAAACAAAGGUUGACAAAACAGCAGAGGCUGCUGAUGCGCACAUGGCAGAGGAGCCUGAUGAUGUGGCUUCCAAAGGCAAAUUCAACUGGAAGGGGAAUAUCAAGGCAGUACUGAGAGACUCACCUGACCAGGAACUGUCAGUGAAGAAACUGAGGAAGAAGGUUUUGGCCGCCUACUACUCUUUCACUGGUGAUGGGAAUUUUAAAUCGGAGGAGGAGGUGCUGGCUCUGUUCAACAAGAAGAUCAACAACAAUCCCAAGUUUAGAGUUUUGAAAGACAGAGUAAAACUUGUAAAGUAGACUUGUUUAUCUCACCUACCUGACAUAAAAUGUACGUUGUUUAUAGACUUUUAAAAUUUAAAGACCACCGUUGUCUGUCGUCCUCUCUUGGAUGUUUUUGUACAGAUGACAUAAUCUUGAAGAUUAAAUCAUUUUAUAACUGAA